Molecule: messenger RNA, 2175 nt
Organism: Xenopus tropicalis (tropical clawed frog)
Lineage: Eukaryota; Metazoa; Chordata; Amphibia; Anura; Pipidae
Product: cyclic nucleotide-binding domain-containing protein 2-like
Exons: 15
Coding region: 16-1536 (506 amino acids)
Source: RefSeq, a predicted model, not a curated record
UGCUGGAGCUCUAGUAUGGACCAACAAAGAAGACUGGAAGAAGAUCCAGUCAUGGAGUGUGAAUUCAACGGGAAUGUUUGCGGUUCACCGUUGAAUGAGCCUGGGCUGAGUGGUCAGGAUGUGCAGGAAAGCACAGAUGAAGAAGAUAAUGGAAUAGAAGAGCCAGUGAAUGGAGAAUAUGUUAUAGAGUCUAAUCUUACAGAAGCUUCUGAAAUCAUGGAGCAGAGUGGAAGCGAAGCAGUGCUUGCAGCUCACAAGUAUCUACAUAAGUUCCGUACAGCCGUUUUUGUCGUCCAAGUUAUCCGCAGUCUCAUAAAAAUGUAUAGGGACUAUGCUGCGUCUAGGUUGGAGCCCAUUUCCUUCAGUGAAUAUGCUGUGUUUGAGACCAAUACGACCAGUCUGCUUUUUGAUCUCUCUCUCUUUAAAGCCAAAAUGGAGAAGACGAUUAGCGCUGAAGCACAAGCCAUCCUCACAAAUCCACCAGAGAAGAGAACAUCAGAAGGAGUCAAAAUGGCAAUGUUUUCUCUAAGGUCGACAGUGGAUGCUUUUGCUAGAUACCCUGUGCACAUACAAGAGAAAAUUGCUAGAACUGGAUGGUACGAGUGUUUCGGCCCUGGGAGAGUGAUCAUCAGGCAAGGUCAUGUUCCCCAGAAUUUCUACCUGAUUCUCUCCGGCACGGCCGUGGUCACCAAGGUGUCUCGGAACAAAGAGACGGGCGAGCAUUUCUCCAACACGGUGGCUUUUCUCAAAAAAGGCAAAUACUUUGGGGAUGUCGCAAUUUUGACAAACGCGAAAAGGAAUGCAACCAUUGUCUGCCAUGAAACAGUUUCCUUACUUGCAAUAUCCCGAGAGGAUUUUCUCGACAUAUUUCAAACCAGUGAAAUUCAAGAAGGACCAGAUUAUUUAAACUUGCUUCAUUCCAUUGAUCUGCUCAAUGGUUGGCCUAUUCAUAAACUUCCUUACAACAAUCCAAGAACCUGUGUCCAUGCAUUCUACAGGUCGGGCACUGUUAUUACAAAGGACUCAAAGGCAUCUUCCAAAAUCUAUGUGAUCAGAACAGGGUCAGUCCGGGUUUUAAAAUCAGUGACUUUGGAAUCAUUAUCUUCAUCAUCUCCGAAAGUCCAUAAAUUAAAUAUUGAAGGCACAGACAACGAAGGAAUUCCAACUGUCACAUCAUUACAGGAAGAAUCUGUUAAGACACCCUCGUUGCACAGAAUCCAGACAACAAAGUCCAACCUCUCUGGGCGUGAAGGCCAUUCCAAGAUCUUCAUCCACAUCCAGACUUUAAGAGCCGGAGAGAUAUUUGGACUGGUGUAUCUGGUUUUUGAGGAUACACUUGGGAUGGCUCUCGUUUCUGAAGGAGCAGAAUGUAUUUCAAUAUCUAAAGAUUUUUUCAAGAAACACAUGGAUCAGGAGUAUUUACAUAAAUUAUCCAGAAGCAUUCAACCAUAUCCUUCCAAAGAGAUAUUGAAGCAGAAGAUCCAAGAAUACAUGAAAUGGAAGAUGUACAAAUCCUGUCUCAUUACUAAGCACUAGGAACCCCCAGGUGGCAACGCAACUCACCCUCUUUUACUACAAGUUUGUGUAUUUUGGUUUAUCGACAUAGCAAAAAAAGGAAAAUGGAGGUUGUUUUUGUAUUCCGUCACUCCACGGAUUGAUCCAUUAUUCAGUUUGCUGCAGAUCUAGAAGAAAAAGUGGCGGUUAUAUUCUCGACAAACCUUAGCGAAUAGAAUGUUAUUUUGUUUUAUAUUGUGUGUAAGUGUGCAGCUGAUUAGAAUAUUGUACAACACGAGUCCUUGGAGUGUCCCGGUGUAGGGGAGCUUGGGCCCUUGACUGGUUGGAAUGGAAUGACAAAUGGCUUAUAAAUAUUAAAAGUGAGCCUUCAUUUACUUUUUCACUGUCUCUCAGCAGGAAACCAAGGUCCUACAAUGAAUCACCUUAUCUUCAUCUGACAAGACAUUUAUUAUCAUAGGGGCAUUACACAUAUUCAUUGUUCCUUCCAUCUUAGUACUUAUAUCUGAUCCAUUGAUCCUAGAAGAUUUAGAAAUAUCCACCCAACCCAACUGACGAGCACCAAAAGCCCUAAUAGUUUGAGAUAUGAAUGCACAGGUAUGGGAUCCUUUAUAUGGAGUUCUGUUAUCCAGAAAGCUUCAAAUUACUGGAAGGCCAUCUCCC